Messenger RNA from Morchella sextelata, 330 nucleotides. RefSeq lists its product as uncharacterized. The record is from RefSeq and is a predicted model, not a curated record. Bases 1 to 330 code for a protein of 109 amino acids. Lineage: Eukaryota; Fungi; Ascomycota; Pezizomycetes; Pezizales; Morchellaceae. The transcript has 7 exons.
AUGUUACGAGUUCCAAGUCUCCUUUACGCGGGGAUCGCUCGCAGACCAAUAGACGGCUGUCAAUUUUAUUACAGUAGCGCUGCUACUGCAAACAAACCUGAGGCUGAGGAAGUGUGGGUUGUGCUAGAGCAUUUUGUUCGGUUCAAAAAAUCAUUCGACUGUGCAUGUGUUUCUAUCACUUACUCUCUUCAUAUCCCCAUUCUCCGACACCCACCGUCAUACAUACCCUCCUCCUCUCCCCGCCAGUACUCAGCGGCCAGGCUGAAGGAGUGGGUGAGUAAGAGACCGAAGGGUGAUCAUCCUCCACUCUUCUUUGCUCCUGUUGCCUAG